AUGCGUUUCACUGCUUUUCUCUCUUCUGGCCUCGGCGCCAAUGUCGCAAUCGCAAGUGUAUGCAAGCCGCGAAGUCGCGAUUCCAGCAAUGUAUCUACCGAGACUGCGUCUGCAUCUUCGACAGAAUCCGUCGCUGUCUCUGCUACAAGUACAAACAUCGUGACAGCGACGACAACCUCUGUCGAAUUAUCCAUCAGUGUCACAUCUACAGACGACGAGAAGAGUUCAACUGAGGCGACCGAAUCGCAAAGUGCCAGCGCUGAGGUCUCAACUUCCACUGUUACAGAAACGACUACAACUGAAAUCCCUACUACGACUGCCGAGACCACGACAACUGCUGAAGCAACCACGACCACUGAAGACACAUUUGUACCGAUUCCUACCUUCAAUAUUAAAGCCGUAGGCUCAGACGUCGACGGCCAAUUGUUGCGAGGCGAUCCAGUCCAAUAUAACAACAUCGGCUGGUACACGCCCUCUCCCCCAGUUCUGACUCUCUCCAUCGACGCCAGCACCAACUACGUACGAGAGAUAAACACUGGGAAAUACUUGUGUGUUUCGUUCGGGGGCGGCGGUUUUCCAAACUCAAAUUCGCUCUGCAAUCCCGAUAGCCAUUCGAGUGGAGAAAUACCCCUCACAUGCGAGCAGACUCGCGACCGAAAGCUCAAGUGCUCUGCACCAGCUGGUGAAUGCCAUUACGACGAGAUCUCGGAUACUUCCUAUUGCUAUACGGUUGCUGGUACCUGGGAUAAGUUCAAUGUGAUCACUGGUAGGAUCAUCAACACUCCUGCUCUUGUCAUGGUAUCUAGUAGCGAUCCUUCCACGCCCAGCGAUAUGAAAGCCGUCGAGCUUCAACUCGUUCCCUAUGCAGACUAG
This is a messenger RNA of Fusarium musae, 873 nucleotides long. RefSeq lists its product as uncharacterized. The record is from RefSeq and is a predicted model, not a curated record. NCBI's taxonomy places the organism in Eukaryota, Fungi, Ascomycota, Sordariomycetes, Hypocreales, Nectriaceae. The transcript has 2 exons. The coding region runs from base 1 to 873 and encodes 290 amino acids.